CUCAAUUCUAUUAUAUUAGAGCAAACUAAAUAAUGGCAACAAUGCCAAAGUUCUCCGACGAAAAACAAACAAAGAAACUCCAAUAUUAUUAUUACAUGUCAAUAUUAUUCACAAUAUUUAUCUCAUCAACUUUGUCCCAUGCCGAGCAAAUAAAAUCCUCACAAUCCCAUUUCGCCAAGUACUUUUACAAAGAGCCUUCCAUUACUUCAUUCCCAUCCAAAGCUUGCAAAAACACCCCAUACCCAUCAGCCUGCCAAACACUAUUCAAAGAUUCCAUCACUUUCCCGAGAAACAAACAGGCUUUGUUCGACCGCUCGGUCGCGCACUCCAUCUCCGAGAUCAACUCGGCUCGCUCCCUCGCCUACAAUAUCUCUACCGCCGCUUCCUCCAAAGUCACCGGGCACCACUUCGCCUCCGCACUCAACGACUGCCUCGAUCUCCUCGACGACACCAUCGACCUCCUCUCCAGCGUCGUUUCGUACGGAAAAGACACAAAAAUGGGCCUUAAGGCGCCUGAAAACGACGAUGAUAUCCACACGUGGCUCAGUGCCGCUCUCACCAACCAAGAGACCUGCCUCGACGGCCUCGAAAAGCACCAUAUCGACGGAGCCAUAACGUCGACGGCAAAGGCUCUCUCUCAGCUCACAAGCAACUCUCUUUCGCUUUUUCUUUCGACCUCGAAACCGAACAAGAACAUCCGCGGUGGCCGGAGAUUGCUGUCGGACGGCGGUGAGGGGUUCCCGGCGUGGGUGUCGGCGGCAGAUAGGAAGCUUCUGGAAGCUUCGGUGGAGGAGAUUGAGCCGCACGCGGUGGUGGCGAAGGAUGGGAGUGGGACCCACGGGAGUAUAGGUGAAGCUCUUGAUCACUUGGCGGCUUCAAUGGCGUCCGGGGGUAGAUCGGUAAUUUACGUUAAGGCUGGGACGUAUAAUGAGUAUAUUAAGAUUCCGACGAAGCAGAAGAACGUUUUGCUGUACGGAGAUGGGAAGGGCAAAAGCAUCAUUGUGGGUAGUAAAAACUCUGAAGCUGGGUCGACUACUUAUAAUUCUGCAACUGUUGGUGCCAUGGGAGAUGGAUUCAUUGCAAAGGACAUAACAAUCAUGAACAGCGCAGGCCCAUAUAAGCACCAGGCCGUGGCCCUUCGUGUUGGGUCCGACAGAUCAGUUGUCUACAGAAGUUCUAUCAUUGGCUACCAAGACACUUUAUACACCCACUCCAAGCGUCAAUUCUACAGAGAGACUGAUAUCUAUGGAACUGUUGAUUUCGUCUUUGGAAAUUCAGCUGUGGUCUUCCAAAGCUGCAACAUUGUCGCUAGAAAACCCCCCUCAGGUGGGCUCAAAAACUUUGUCACGGCCCAAGGUCGGUCCAGCCCGGAUCAGAACACCGGCAUAUCGAUCCACAACUGUCGGAUAUCCGCCGCACCGGGGUCCCAGACCUAUUUGGGCCGGCCUUGGAAGCAGUACUCCAGGACUGUGAUCAUGGAGUCCUACUUGGACGGAUCCAUAAGCCCAUCGGGCUGGUACCCUUGGUCCGGUGGGUUUGCAUUAAAAACCCUUUUUUACGCCGAGUAUAGGAAUACGGGCCCCGGGGCCUCAACUGGCCGGAGGGUUAAUUGGGCCGGGUAUCAUCCGUCCCUUACGGCUCCACAAGCCAAUUCCUUCACAGUUGCUGGUUUUAUCUCUGGGAAUGCUUGGUUGCCUUCUACAGGAGUGUCUUUUGAUUCUGGGUUGCUUGGAUAAUUCAACCGGGUAAAUGGGGAAAAUGUGUGAAACCGCGGUUACGUUUGUUUCAAGAGUUCUGUCUGGUUUAGAAUCAUGGUUCUUAAUCUGUUAAGAAAAAUUUGAAUUUCAAAAAUUAGAAUUACAAACUAUAAUUUUAAACUCAUGAACCAAACGUUACCUACAGUUUGCAUGGACCCCACCUAUAUAUUUUAUAGCCACUAGCGUUUGUACACGUGUCUGGGAUAAAAAAUAACCCACUACGUUCUUUUAUAUAUGUUUAGAAAAAUACCAAGUGUAAACUAUAAAUAAAUAAAUAAGCUUGCCUUGGACUGACAUUCAUAAAGGAAUGUCAACACUUGUAAUUGUAUGUUAUCCGAUAAAUAAAUGUCGUAAUUGUAGAAUUA
Morus notabilis is the source of this 2122-nucleotide messenger RNA. Its product is annotated as probable pectinesterase/pectinesterase inhibitor 35. Bases 33 to 1736 code for a protein of 567 amino acids. Gene Ontology annotation, biological process: cell wall modification. The transcript is spliced from 2 exons. The record is from RefSeq and is a predicted model, not a curated record. NCBI's taxonomy places the organism in Eukaryota, Viridiplantae, Streptophyta, Magnoliopsida, Rosales, Moraceae. Gene Ontology annotation, molecular function: pectinesterase inhibitor activity; pectinesterase activity.